AUGAUCGAUCUUGUCAUCGGCGAUUUAAACGAUAUCGAUGUCAACAUUUUCGAGGCGAAAAUGAACGGCGAUCCUUUCGAUGCGAUAAAUGACGGUCGAUUUCAACAAAACGUGGCUGAUUACGUCUGGCUGUGCGGAUGCAAUCAAUUUGUGGGUGAUGUUCAUAACAGUUACGGGAGUUUGUUCCUCGCUGAUGGCAAAGGCGAUGACUCGUGGCGCGCAGGUGAUUGCGACGUGACACAUGUGAAAGGACGAUCUUGGAGGAAAGUGACCGUCAAACAGCCAGGUUCAAGAAACCUUUUCGCCGGUGGAUGCUUCCUCAACCGGUCCGCUAUUUCCAUGAUUCUUCCCGUGAUGUUUUCAAAAGCCAUUGAGUUUACGAGUGUAUCCAGCUUUCUAUUGUCGCCGGUCAUAGGCCAAUCGCAGCCAGAGGACGCGGAGGACCUUUGGCUCCUACGCAGUAACAUGCGCAUUGAUCCCGGAAACGAGGCGGUGGUGCCGGAGGGCUGGCCUCUGACGUUAGGCGGCAGCGGCCUGAUCCUGCAGCUGGGCGAGCUCGAGGCGUCCGCGCUGCGUCUCGGGGAAUGUUACCUCUGCGUACGCAGCGCGGCUGCUGCAACUGCUGCAACUGUAACCACCUCGUCGGUCAGCGGCGCUACGACCGCCGGUGAAGCCGCCGAGCAAAAUACCGUUGAGAUAGCAGUAGUCUGGCGAACUACGUCGAUGAGGGCCCCGGGGAUUUUGGGUUGGGAACGUGAAGACGAGUUUAUGGACUGGCGGGACCUGACGCACAAGGGUCAGCCGAGCUCGUCGAAUACGACGAGCGCAAAUCUCAGUGGAGCGCAGCCCUCGAGCGCGAUGAAAGCCAUCGGUCGUCCGCGACGAAGAUCGCGCGAGGAUACGCGUCCUCGGACGCGCGAGACUAACAGAACCAGCAGCGCCGAGCAUCGUCGGGAGGAGACCAGAUCGAUCGAUAGGCUGGAGCACCAGUUCUGUCACGCGAUCGGCGAAUCCGGUCACACCGCUACAGUGAUGAAGUCCAGAUCCGCGUCUAGCGUUGACGCUUGGAAAGAAGAUCUUGAUGGUGAAGUCGAUCGAAGCUCGGGUCGCAAAGCUCGCUCUAAAAAUUCCUCUAGUCCCACCGGCGGCGACGAGAGCCGCGCUAAAGUGAAACGUUGCGCCAAGGUGGUCUCCCCCACAACGAUGGAAAAGUGGAAGGAGAGCAGUAGAUGCGAAAUCCGCAGUAGGUCGGUCGCGCCGGAGGACCUGAAGAGUCCUCUGCAAUUUGAAGAAAGUAUUCUGCGGCGGGACAACGUCGCCGAUGAUUCGCCGAAAGAUCUUGAGAACAGAUUGCGGAACGCAGGUGGUCCGGACGACAUCAGCGACGAGGAUCUGCCGGCAUACAUAGGCAGUCUGCUCGUCACCGUUGAGAGAAAAAUUGAGAGGGUCUCACUCGACGAUAUGACGUUCCCCUGUCCGGCCUGUAGAAAUAUAGACACGGACGAUCCGCUAUUGGGAUGCAGAUGCGCCGGCGACGACUGCGGCUGUGGUGCCGGCGAGGAUAACUGCGACUGUUCCGCGCCCGUUUCGCGAAAGGAACAAUCCGCGAAGAGCUUCGAAGUGGCGGGAAUCAAGCAUAUUGACAGCGACGACGAGGAGGAAGUACGGAUGGGAUUCGGAACCAAAAAGCGAGUUGACGAAAUAGCAUUACCAAGAACUAUUCACGAUUUGCCAGAACACGUUCUCACAUGUGGCCUGUCACUUCCCGGAUAUUCGGAUGUCAUCGGAAGACCGGUUAUCGAGUUCGAAUACAAUGUAUCCACGAGGGAAACCUUCUCCGUUAGAGAGACGUCGUCUUUUCUGCUCUACCUCGCUCGUCUGCCCAGCUCCAAUUGUACGAAAAAUGGCUUCACUAUUUUCAUACGCGGCGAUUCUAAGGAGUGUCUGGAGUUCGUGGACAAAGUAUUGGUCCUGCUACAGGGCAGAGUCGACGUAGCUCAGACUCUCAUGCUUCAGAAUGCCGCAACAACGGAUGGCCUGGUCGAUUUUGUUUUGCUACCUCUAAGUAGCGUCCAGAUCGUCGCCGUGAAUGACGCCACUCUUGCCAAGUAUAUUCCCAGGCGAGAAGAAAAUCACGACCAGAUGCAAUGGAUCGCUUUUUACAAGGAGUACGACAGCCUCAUGACGGAGUGGCAAUCGGCUGGUCGCAGAUUAGCCCUCGAAAUGUCGGAGCUGAAGGAAUGCACAAGCCUAUCCGGCACUUUGACGCCUCUCGGUCGGCUCCUCACGGACCCCACAUUGAGAAGAACGUCUAGAGAUGCCGAAGAGGCCAUCGCCGCGCUCGAGGAACGCGCGGUUCCACUUCUGCACAUCGAGCACGUUAGAUUGUCGGUGAAACGAGCCCGAAGACUGGUGGAGGAGGUGGGUAAGGCCGCCACCAGGCUGGAGUCAUCGUUUGAGUCGCGACGCGCGACUAUCCGCAAUCUCGCGGUUCUACGGAGCAUCGAGGAUCAGGCGCACGAGAUAUUAUCGUGGCUUUGCAAGAAGGGCGAAGAUAUUCUAUCGAAGCACGCACAACAUACAGCGACGAACUUGACGUCGGCACGUCUUCAUGAGCGAGAAUUUGAAAAAUUUUAUUUUACGUCGAUGAUACACCUGGAUAAGGGAAGCGACCUUGCCGAGGCGGCGAGCGCGAGCGGACUUCGUGAGCUCGCGAGAUCCUUGAAGCAGCAUUUGCGAGGAUUCGGCUCCCGCUUGGAGGACAGACGGGAAUAUCUGGAGGACACGUCGAGAUGUUGUCUCCUGCAGGAUCGCGCCUACGAGUGGGCGCAGGAGGCUCGCCUGGCGAGCGAGAGAAGAUCCCAGCAAUUCUUGAUGGCGAGGCCGCCUCUACCGCCCGAACAUUUUACCGAGAUGAUGACCUUAGCGGAGAAGCUCGGUAACGAAGUCCUUCUGGAACAAUGUCGUAUCGCUCGAAACAAGUGCGCGGAAGCCCUCGAAAUCGCCAGGACCACGUCCGCUCCGGGAAGUCCCGGAAGAAGAAGAUCCUUCGCUGCUUCCGAAUCGACUUCCUGGGAUGAUACCUUGGCCAAAAGAACGUCCUGGGAUGAUAGUGACAGCAGUGCAUCUUAUGCUUGUCCGAUGGAAAGUGUCGGAUCAGCUGGUAGCGGUGGUCGACCGGUCUUGGAUAAUAUUGCUGAACUUCGAGAGAGUGCCGAGCAACUUCUGGACUGCUCACCCCCGCGUACACCUCCACGAAGUCCAGCACCACGAAGGCUGGUUAAACCGCCAGUGAAUUCGCAUCUUCAUAGAUCAGCUAGCAUCGCGCCAGGAAUGAAGGCAAAAAAAACAAUACUGCUCAUAAUGAGGGAGAUGAUACAGACUGAACGAGACUACGUAAAGUCCCUCGAGUACAUAAUAGAGAAUUAUAUCCCGGAACUCGUGCGGGAAGACAUUCCGCAGGCUCUUAGAGGACAGAGAAACGUCAUUUUCGGAAAUGUUGAGAAGAUAUAUGAAUUUCAUAGUCAACACUUUCUACGCGAACUGGAACAGUGCGAACAAUCGCCUAUGUUAGUGGGACAAUGCUUCCUCCGACAUGAGAAGAAAUUUUAUCUUUACGCCUUGUACAAUAAGAAUAAACCAAAUUCGGAUUCGUUGAUGGCGGAAUACGGCACGAACUUCUUCAAACAGAAACAAUUAGAGUUGGGGGAUAAAAUGGACUUAGCUAGUUAUUUGCUAAAGCCGGUUCAGCGAAUGGGAAAAUAUGCUUUGCUACUUCAGCAGCUGGUCAAAGCCGGCACGGAUUUAUCCGAACAGUUGUCUGGUAAAGAGGAGAAAGAUGAAAAGGAAGAUAGUAUGAAACCUAUGGUAGAAGGCGAAGCUGAUUUGAGGGCUGCCGAGCAGAUGGUGCGAUUUCAGCUUCGACAUGGUAAUGAUCUUUUGGCGAUGGAUUCGCUUCGCGAUUGUGAUGUAAAUGUAAAAGAACAAGGCAGGCUAUUACGGCAAAACGAGUUUUUGGUCUGGCAAGGAAAAGGCAAAAAAUGUUUACGUCAAGUCUUCCUGUUUGAAGAUCUUAUACUUUUCAGUAAGGCAAGAAGAUUCCCUGAUAGAAAGAACCUUGAUAUUUAUAUCUAUAAACAUAGCAUUAAAACGACAGAUAUCGGCUUGACUGCUGUUAUCGCAGACUCGCCUACAAAAUUCGAGAUCUGGUUUCGCAAGAGAAAACCAGGCGAUACAUAUACAUUGCAAUGCGCGAGUGAAGAUAUCAAGAAAGCCUGGACUGAAGAACUUAGCAACCUCCUGUGGAAGCAGGCGCUUCGAAACAGAGAAGUGCGCCUGGCGGAGAUGUCGAGCAUGGGCAUUGGGAAUAAACCGUGUUUAGAUAUAAGGCCUAGUGCGGAUCAAAUUAACGAUCGCUCUAUCAGUGUGGCUCAACUCUCUAAGACACCCAGAUUUAGAAACUCUAUAGCGGUGUCAAUGACGGAGGAUUCCAGCCGCUGCAGCAGAAGACCGCAUAGCGUAAUUUCCGUUAGUUCGUCCUCGAGCAGCGGUGGAAGCAGCGGUCCUCCCACAACGCUUAAUCUUGGAUUAGACACAAGUCCACGACCACAUCAUCGUAGUACUACAUUGAACAGCCAGUGCAGCGUUGAAAGUGGCAUUAUCGCCGAUAUCUCAAUUGUAUCGGAUGAUGGAGGUGAUGGCACUGAGAGAAGUCAUUGGAAUUCAACUUUAGAGAGUCCUACGUCGCAUCUACCUACAACUUCUACCCCUCUGCAGUCGCCCACCAGUGCGACAGCAGCAACGGUUACUCCUGCUUCCUCGACGGAUACGAAUCUCACAUCUUUUGACCAAGACAUGUCCAUUAAUCUAUAAAUUUUUCUUAAACGCCAGGAAAAAGCAAGUCUAUCAUUGAUUCACUUGCAAAUUUGUGUUACAAUUGCAAAAAACAUGUAACACAUUGUCGUGGCAUAUUUAGUUAGAUUAAUAAGUCGGUAAUAUCGUCACAAGCGUACUGUAGCACUAGAGUACAUUACAUUUUUGAGCAAUUAUAGUUUAAUGAUGUAAUGAGGAAAAUAGAAAACCGCAUGCAAUUAGCGGUAGAUCCAGCCACAUUACGCUUAACACGUAUGCCCAGCUACAAACUUGUAAACGCAUUAUAUAAACAUAGAUUCUCUUAUCCUGAAGGAUGAGGUAUCGAAUUUUAACAUUUAACUUCCAAGUGAAUCCGUCUGUGAAUCUAUCUUUUGAUACGCUUCGAAAUAUCUACAGAUUUAUGAAAUCAUAAAGUUAUUAAGCUGUUACUUAUUAUGAAGCUCAUCGAUAACUAGUUUCUGAGUAAUGGCAAUGUGUAUUUUUUUAUUCCGUCUUAUUAAUUUUAACAACGUGCUCAAGAUGACGUAAAUAUGCUCUUAUAAAUGUACCUCACGUGUCGAGGUAUGCUACAGUACCAUAAACGAUAUGCACUUAUCGCCAUCCUCAUUUAUUGGCAUUCCUGAUUACAGCAGCGGAAAAUUUCAUGAAAUUUCCGAUGACACGACGGAAGAAGAAAGAAGAGAGUUUUAUACAUUUAUUUAUAUUAUAAUAGUUAAUAAUUAGUAAUAUUUCAAUUCCACAUUGUGUUCGCGCUUAUUGUACUAUAUUGAGGAAGAUAUGAUCAUCUUAAAGGCGCAAAAAAUUCAGAAAUUGAAGAAAUAUAUUUUCCUUAAUUAUCAUCCAUUUUAUCGAUACUAUUUCGAUAAGUUGAUUAUGGAUUAUAUAUUCAGGAAUGUCAAAUCAAUGCGCACACAUACAUACCAAUUGUAAUAUAAUGUAAUAUCAAAGGUUUAUACAAUGUAACCACAAAUAAUAUAACCGAUAGUCUAUAUAUUAUUUCUAGAUUAUAUAUCAAAUAUAUAUAUUAUAUAUACAUAAUAUUAUAUUCUUUUUAUGUCAGUCAUUUGUAAAACCUUUUAUCACCUGUUGUAGUUGUAAAUUUAACUCUGGCCUGUACUCAAAAGCCAAAUUUCAUUUCUUAUAAAAUAUUACGUUUAAGAAAUAAAAUUGUUUCGAUACACGUGUGGAUAAAUGUUUUGGAACAGCUUAAGAUCGACUAGAAUGGUAAGCUUGCCUUAAGACAAUCCACACUUCGUAUUCCAAUAUUUUCUUUCAGAAAUUAAUUCAACUAUGCAGAAUCGCUCGUAUAUUCUUGUUUAACGGCUACUUGAAAAUAUUCCUUGUAAGUAUAAUAGUGUGUUAGUGUUAUAAACAGUUGUAUAACUUGCAAUUAAAUAAUUUUAAAAAAUAUUUGAUGAACGAAAAAAUUAAAAUCAAUUUUGAGGAUUUAGAUAAUAGUCAGUUUAUUCAAAUAAACGUAAUUGAAAUAGUAGCUGUUUGUCAAUAUGUGAUUCUGCAUUGUUACACAUUUGCUUCCAAAUAAGUUGGUUAAUCAGCCAUCUUUAUUGCCAAGGUCUGUCGAGGUAUUGUAAGUGUACCUUAUAGAUAGUGACCAAACUGUUUAUUUUAUAUCUUUUGCGUAAGGAUGAAAGUUGCAAGUAUUUAGAAGUGUAUAUGUAGAUCAUAGAGUAUUACAAAGAAUUUUGGCACAGUCCGAUGCACCCUAUUUUAUUACGAAUUAUAUUUAAUCGCAAUUUAUAAUUAUUUUCAAUCAAAAGUAAUUAAUUGCGUUUACCUGAAUUUAAAUUAUGACAUAAGUAUGCCAUAUGUACAUCGGUGCACCUGGCUGAGCAUCCCCAGCUUCGAAAGUAAAACUAAGCGAAAGAAAGUAAACAAUCUCUAUUUUCCACACGUCUGUGAAUGCGUGUUUGGUGUUGCUUUUGAAUUAGGGAUGUUGGAGUAACAAUAAUAACAACAUAGUACCUUAUAAGAAAAUACCUUAUAAGAAAAUAUACCGAUAGUCUUCACUUAAUAUUACACGUUUUUAGAUAUUUAUUAAUAUUUUUUUAAGACAUUUUAGUCUCUAGAUUAAAUAUUUCCAUUACAAAUAAAAUGUAUAUAUUAAUAACACACGAUUAUUUCAGUAUUGUACCGUGUCUAACACUGAUGUAUUUUAUUACUUGCUAAAUAUACUGUAUUGGUGCCUUUUGUAGAGAACUCAAAUCUUUUUUAUUGAAUGUUAUCACACCGCAUUAUUUACCACAUAUGUCUACCAUUUUCCAGUAUGUAAUUAUUUGCCAGAAUAAAUAUUUCGAUGUUUUA
This is a messenger RNA of Pogonomyrmex barbatus (red harvester ant), 7194 nucleotides long. RefSeq lists its product as uncharacterized. The record is from RefSeq and is a predicted model, not a curated record. Lineage: Eukaryota; Metazoa; Arthropoda; Insecta; Hymenoptera; Formicidae. Gene Ontology annotation, molecular function: guanyl-nucleotide exchange factor activity.